Messenger RNA from Linum trigynum, 2703 nucleotides. Lineage: Eukaryota; Viridiplantae; Streptophyta; Magnoliopsida; Malpighiales; Linaceae. The record is from the annotation of a GenBank genome assembly.
AUGGGAUUUGAUACCAAUCGAAGGGUGGAGGCGAGAGGCUUCGCGGGUGGUAUAUGGGUACUGUGGAAUUCGUGGGAGCUCGGGCUGCAUGUAGAAGACACAACGGAUCAAAUCCUUCACAUGAGCUUUAAGCUUCCCACGGGUGAUGUUGGGUUCUUAUCUGCUGUCUAUGGUUCCCCUGCUAUGGCAACUCGUCGAUCUCUCUGGGAGGAUAUAAGGAGACUCAAUAUGCAAAUCGAUACUCCCUGGAUGUUGCUCGGAGACUUCAAUGCUCUCCUCAGUCCUGAUGAUAAACGUGGUGGUGCGAAGUUUAAUGCCUCGAGCAGCCGGGAAUUUCGUCGGUGUGUGGAAGAGUGUGCCCUCAUUGAUGCACCUUUCACUGGCCCGAGAUUCACUUGGAAGGGUGCUAAUCAGCUGCAAGAAAGACUGGAUCGUGCUAUCUAUAACCCCCAGUGGCUUCAAAAAUACCCGGAGACUGCGACCUUGCAUCUCCCAAGAGUAAAAUCGGAUCAUCGCCCCUUGUUAGUUGCAAUGGCAGGCCGGAAACCCCGCAGGAAUAAGGGUAAACCCUUCCGCUUUUUAGCUCCCUGGCUCCUCCAUGACGACUUCUCCAGGGUUAUGCAAGAGGGAUGGAGCCACGGGGUUGACUACUCCUCUAAACUGGCGGUUCUGACAAGGGAAUUACAAGAGUGGAAUGCAAAAGUGUUUGGUAAUAUUUUUGCCCGAAAACGAAACUUGCUGCACCGCCUAUGUGAACUCGAAAUGAUAAAUGAGAGAAGGCCUACGUCUGCAACCCACCUUGAAGAAGAACGAGUCUGGGCCUCUUUACAGGGGGUACUUAAACAAGAGGAAAUUCUCUGGUUCCAAAAGUCCCGGGCUCAAUGGUUCCGCGAAGGAGAUUGCAAUACGCGCUUCUUCCAUCUAGCAACUCUGAAACGGAGAUGCUUUAAUCGUAUCCGCCGCCUGAAGAAUGGCCAGGGGGAGUGGGUGGAGGAAGAUGAACAGCUUGAGGAGCUGGUUCGGGCUUUCUAUACCAUCCUAUAUACUGCAGAGGAAACAGCAAUGGACAUCCUGCCGGCCACCUUCCCGCCGUUAUCUGUAGAUGUGGCGAGUCUGGACUGGGAUAUCUGCCGGGAAGAGGUGGUGAGCGCUCUGAAGGCCAUGGGCCCUCACAAAGCACCCGGCAAAGAUGGUUUCCAUCCAUGUUUUUUCCAGCGAUGUUGGGAGACGGUCGGCGAUGAAUUCUCGUCCUUUAUCUCCCGAUGCUUCCGCGACCCUGAGCUUAUUGCGUCUGUGAAUGCCACUCUGCUCACUUUGAUCCCAAAGAAGCAGAACCCUGUCUCAGUCGCAGAGUUUCGGCCGAUCGGCCUUUGUAAUGUCUCUUACAAAGCUCUAGCCAAAUGCCUAGCGAACAGGCUAAAACCCUUGAUGGCGCAGCUGAUCAAGCCUAAUCAAACAAGCUUUGUACCGGGAAGGAGUAUCCAGAGCAACAUUAUUAUCCUACAGGAAGUGGUUCAUUCCUUGCAGACUAGAAAAACGAAAGUGGGUCACAUGGCGAUUAAGAUCGAUUUGGCUAAAGCAUACGACCGCUUAGACUGGACUUUCUUGGCGAGCACCCUUGCAGCGACUGGACUCCCAAUGCAUUUUAUUCAAGUUAUAAUGCAUUGCAUCACCUCAGCAUCCUUUGAAGUCUUGUGGAACGGAAGCUGCACGGAAUCGUUUAAACCGACUCGUGGUCUCAGGCAGGGAUGUCCCCUUUCCCCUUAUCUCUUUACACUGUGUAUGGAGUGCUUGUCUCAUGUCAUUGAAGAAGCAGUAAAGGAGAACAAGUGGAAACCCAUCCAACUCGUUCGAGGGGGGGUUGGUUUGACACAUUUGUUUUUUGCAGACGAUCUUGUGCUCUUUGCAGAGGCCACUGUGGAACAGGCAGACGUGGUGAUGAGUUGCUUACAAACGUUCUGCAAUGUGUCAGGAGAGCAAGUCAGCACGGAAAAGUCGAGAAUCUUCUUCUCUCGACAUAUGAAAAGGGACACCUGCAAGAGGAUCAGUGAGAGAUUGAACAUCCCGAUGACUCAAGACUUGGGCCGUUACCUGGGAGUCCCAGUCUUACAUGGUCGCACUACAAAGGAUACGUAUCGGUACAUUCUCGACCGCAUCGAUCAGCGACUUGCAGGAUGGAAAGCGGAUAAUCUCUCGCUUGCGGGACGGGUUACUCUAGCCGUGUCAGUGCUGAAUGCGAUUCCCUCCUAUGCGAUGCAAACUGCCGUUCUCCCGGCAGGAAUAUGUGACCAGAUUGACCAAAAGAUACGGGCUUUCAUAUGGGGUUCUCAGCAAGGGAGACGGCGUAUACACCUCAUCAACUGGGAGACGAUCUGCCUCCCAAAAGAUCAAGGCGGCCUGGGGCUCCGCUCGGCUUGUGAGCUUAACGCAGCUUAUCACAUGAAGCUAGCGUGGACUAUGCUAACUAAACUUGAUGAAUUGUGGGUGCAGGUUUUAAAAGAAAACUACCUCAAAACGGGGCUCUCGGGUGUGCAGGUGCGCCGCCAAUCGGGAGGCUCCUCGCUUUGGAGAGGUCUGCGACGGAUCUGGAACCUCACUCUUUCGGGCAUCCGCUGGAGAAUUCGGGACGGGAGAACAACGAAUUUCUGGACGGAUACAUGGACGGAUGAGGGCAGGCCUUUGAGCGAGCAUGCUUGGACGUAG